AUGCAGUUAGGGGAGCAGCUCUUGGUGAGCUCGGUGAACCUGCCCGGCGCGCACUUCUACCCGCUGGAGAGGGCGCGAGGCGGAGGCAGCGGGAGCGCAGGCCACCUCCCUGGCGCGGCCCCUUCGCCUCAGAGGCUGGACUUAGACAAAGCGCCCAAGAAGUUCCCUGGCAGCCUCUCGUGCGAGAGUGGGAGCGGGGAACCCACGGCCGCCAGCGCGGGGGCCCCCGCGGCCAUGCUCAGUGACGCCGACGCCGGGGACGCCUUCGCCAGCGCCGUGGCAGUGGCCAAGCCCGGGCCCCCGGACGGCCGCAAGGGCUCCCCCUGUGGGGAGGAGGAGCUGCCCUCAGCCGCUGCCGCCGCCGCGGCCGCAGCCGCCGCCGCCGCCGCCACCGCGCGCUACUCGAUGGACAGCCUGAGCUCGGAGCGCUACUACCUCCAGUCCCCCGGGCCUCAGGGCUCCGAGCUGGCCGCGCCCUGCUCGCUCUUCCCCUACCAGGCGGCGGCAGGGGCGCCCCACGGCUCCGUGUACCCUGCUCCCAACGGGGCGCGCUACCCCUACGGCUCCAUGCUGCCCCCCGGCGGCUUCCCCGCGGCUGUGUGCCCACCUGGGAGGGCACAGUUUGGCCCGGGAGCCGGCGCGAGUAGCGGCGCGGGCGGCGGCGGCGGGGCAGGGGGCCCGGGGGCCUAUCAGUACAGCCAGGGGGCUCCGCUCUAUGGGCCGUACCCUGGGGCGGCAGCUGCCGGUUCCUGCGGAGGAUUGGGGGCGUUGGGGGUUCCUGGUUCCGGCUUUCGUGCCCACGUCUACCUGUGCAACCGGCCUCUGUGGCUCAAAUUCCACCGCCACCAAACCGAGAUGAUCAUUACGAAACAGGGCAGGCGCAUGUUUCCUUUUUUGAGCUUCAACAUAAAUGGACUCAAUCCCACGGCCCACUACAACGUGUUUGUAGAGGUGGUGCUGGCGGACCCCAACCACUGGCGAUUCCAGGGGGGCAAGUGGGUGACCUGCGGCAAAGCGGACAAUAACAUGCAGGGCAACAAAAUGUAUGUUCACCCGGAGUCUCCUAAUACUGGUUCCCACUGGAUGAGACAGGAGAUUUCCUUUGGGAAAUUAAAACUCACCAAUAACAAAGGCGCAAAUAACAACAACACCCAGAUGAUAGUGUUGCAGUCUUUACACAAGUACCAACCCCGACUGCACAUUGUUGAGGUGACAGAGGAUGGCGUGGAGGACCUGAACGAGCCCUCAAAGACUCAGACCUUUACCUUCUCGGAAACGCAGUUCAUUGCGGUCACUGCCUACCAAAACACCGAUAUAACUCAACUAAAGAUUGAUCAUAACCCCUUUGCAAAAGGCUUCAGAGACAACUAUGAUUCAUCCCAUCAGAUUGUCCCUGGAGGUCGGUACGGCGUUCAGUCCUUCUUCCCGGAGCCCUUUGUCAACACUUUACCUCAAGCCCGAUAUUAUAAUGGCGAGAGAACCGUGCCACAGACCAAUGGGCUCCUUUCACCCCAACAGAACGAAGAGGUGGUCAACCCUCCCCAGCGGUGGCUUGUCACGCCUGUCCAGCAACCUGGGACCAACAAACUAGACAUCGGUUCCUAUGAGUCUGAAUAUACUUCCAGCACCUUGCUCCCAUAUGGUAUUAAAUCCUUGCCCCUCCAGACGUCCCACGCCCUGGGCUAUUACCCUGACCCAACCUUCCCUGCCAUGGCAGGGUGGGGAGGUCGAGGCUCUUACCAGAGGAAGAUGGCUGCUGGACUCCCAUGGACCUCCAGAACAAGCCCCCCUGUGUUCUCUGAGGAUCAGCUCUCCAAGGAGAAAGUCAAAGAAGAAAUCAGCUCUUCUUGGAUAGAGACCCCCCCUUCCAUCAAGUCUCUGGAUUCCAACGAUUCGGGGGUAUACACCAGUGCUUGUAAGCGACGGCGGCUGUCUCCCAGCACCUCUAGUAAUGAAAAUUCUCCCUCCAUAAAGUGUGAGGACAUUAAUUCUGAAGAGUACAGUAAAGACACGUCAAAAGGCAUGGGGGGGUAUUAUGCUUUUUACACAACUCCCUAAAGAGUUAUUUUAACUUCGUCAAAAUGAGCUAACUUUUUGCAGAUGGACUUGGUGGUGUUUUUUGUUGUCUUCUUUGCCUAGGUUUGCCAAAAAGACGUUUGCAUUCCACCUUGAUGCAUCCCGUUUUGUGCAAUCCUCUAAAAGAAGGUGCCAAAGCUUUUUAAUUGCUGCAGGUAACUGAAACAAGCCUCGCAUUUUUUUGUUUUUUAAAUAAAAUUAAUGAAGGACUUUAAAGCGUUUUAAAAAUUCGAAGGUUAUUCAAGGUUUUGGAUUUAUUUAUUGGAGGCACUAAUCAUUCAGAGAAUUGGGCUGUGAAGAUUCGGAGUGCUGAGCGCUAGCCAAUGAGUUGAAAGAUCUGGUUCUCAUUCCUAUGUGUAAAUCUGUAAGCAAAGAGAAUCCCGGAGUGGCAAGGUGUUUUGCUUCUGGAAGAGAAGGGCUGGGCCUUAAGCUUCAACAGGGGACUUUUUGCUGUUACUUUCUGCUAGGGACAAAAAAUAGCUAGGCCUGGGAGGUGAGAAAAACCUUAUGUGAAGGUGCUGGCUUUACCUGACUUUGAUUCCUCCUAGGCUUUCGAAGCAAGCCAUGUUUGGCCCUAGUUCAGGACUGUGUCACAGGCUAGGCCUCUGCUGUGGGCUGGGGUGGCUAGUAGGACUCAGGAGAAGGGCGGGGAAGGGAGU
This is a messenger RNA of Odobenus rosmarus divergens (Pacific walrus), 2735 nucleotides long. RefSeq names its product eomesodermin (gene EOMES). Lineage: Eukaryota; Metazoa; Chordata; Mammalia; Carnivora; Odobenidae. The transcript is spliced from 6 exons. Gene Ontology annotation, cellular component: nucleus. The record is from RefSeq and is a predicted model, not a curated record. The coding region runs from base 1 to 2058 and encodes 685 amino acids. Gene Ontology annotation, molecular function: RNA polymerase II cis-regulatory region sequence-specific DNA binding; DNA-binding transcription factor activity, RNA polymerase II-specific. Gene Ontology annotation, biological process: CD8-positive, alpha-beta T cell differentiation involved in immune response; regulation of transcription by RNA polymerase II; mesoderm formation.